AUGGCACAAAGGUUACAAUUGCAUUUUGCAGCCAGAAGAAGCAAUACUUGUCUGCUUUCGGAAAUCUCUGGAGAUGAAUUGGAUAAUAAUGUUCACGUGUCUUUCAAAAGAUCAACAGAAAUUUCAGCAUCUAACAUUAUUCACAUGAAGCAGACUCCCAGUUUACCUCCUCAAAGACAGGAAAAUACUAAGUCUCAGGAAAGAACAUCUGAGCCUUCAUCUCAAAAUAUUAGCAAAAAGAGCACCUUUCUACAGAUUUCACUACAGCCUACAAGAUAUAGUAGAUGGCUAAAGUCUGACAAUGUUGUAACUACUGGUGAAGAUGCAACAUCUACCUGUGUGUUAAAGGAAGGAAUUUACAGUGGAGCCACAGAGGAUGAUAAAUUGAGUACUAUGAAUGAUGGCAGCCAGUUAAUCCCUUCUACCAGUGACAGCCCAUGCAGUAUUUUAAUCAGGGAUAAUGGAUCUUUUAGGAGCAGUGGUAGUGAUUAUGGAUCAUGUACAAGUACAAGUGUUGACGAUUCACAUAACUGUAUCAUCAGUGAUAGUAGUACCUUUCCUCCAAGUGAUGCUUCUUUUUUCUGUGGGAAUUUAUCCUGUAAAGGCACAACCAAGAAAAGUUUGAGAAAUGUUAAUACUAUCCCGUGUGAAGUUAUUUCAACAAAUAGAAGUAUAAUUUCUUUUGACCAGGGUGGCUUGGAGCAAGGAUUGGAGAUGAUGAAAUUGCCAGGGAGAAAGAAAUCUAAAAUUCCACUAAAAUGUUGCUCAUCUUUGCUAAUUUUCCCCAAGAGCCCUUCUAGUAUCCCACCAGCUUCUCCAACAAGCUCAGGUACUUUUCCAAGGAAAGGAUCCUAUCGAACUUCACACCAGUUCAUUAUUUCUUCCAGUGAAAUUGCAGAAAUUGAAGAUGGGGCUGCUUCUAAAGGAUUUCUUUCUACGGCAGUCUGUGGACUUCGACUAUCUAAAUCCAGUUGUGCUCCAGGGGAAAGUAGACACAUUAGGCCACUUCAUGUGAAUGGUUCAAAUGAGGAAAACAUUUUUACUUCAAAUAAUAGUUCUAAUCAGUUGCUUUGUGAAAAAUCAUCUGACAGCUGUUCUUGUGCUUCACUGCAUUUCAGCCAGCAAAGAGCAUCUUUAUCAAAGAGUGAAACAACAAAUGGUCUCCGUAAACCAGAAAUGUCAGCAGUGAAGUUUAAACUUAAUUCUAGUUCAAAGUAUAUUAAGCUGAUCCAUAGAACAUCUGCAUGUCUGCCAUCUCCCCCAAAUGUGGACUGCCAGAUAAAUAUUGAAAGAGAGUUGGAAAGAUUAAAUUUACAGACGAGCAAACCCCAUCACACUUUACAAAGAAGUGUUUCAUUGGAAGGAACUUAUCCAAAUCUUUCUUGUUGUUUAUCCAACAUUAAGCACAGUUGUUCCAUGGCAAGACCAUCUCGAUUACACAUUCAGUUCACAUCUGGAAAUGAAGGCAAAGUUAGUAAUUUUCCAAAAGAAAGCAAGAGCUAUUUCAAAAGAGAAUUGUCUAAUACUUUGAAACACUGUUGUAAGACAAGAGAUAAUUUCCUAGGUCAAGUAGAUGUACCUCUUCACCAGUUACCGACAGAAAAUCCAAAUAUGGAAAGACCGUACACAUUUAAGGAUUUUCUUCUUCACCCAAGAAGUCACAAAUCAAAAGUUAAAGGGUAUCUUAGAUUAAAAAUGACUUACAUACCUAAAACCAAUGGAUCUGAGGAUGAAAAUACAGAACAGGUUGAAGAGUUAGAGCCUGGCUGGAUUAUUGUGAACCAACCAGAGGCUGCUUCUCAUUUGCAGCAGCAACAGGAAUACUCUCCUCUGCCUCCAGGCUGGGAAGAAAGGCAAGAUGUCCUUGGAAGGACCUACUAUGUAAACCAUGAGUCUAGAAGAACACAGUGGAGAAGACCAGUCCCUCAAGACAACACAGCAGAUGCUGAGAAUGCUAACAUUCACCAGCAAGGGCAACAUGCAUUUACUUCACGGAGGCAAAUAUCUGAAGAAACAGAAAAUUCUGAAAACACAGAUACUGCAGAGAGUUGGGAAAUUAUAACAGAAGAUGAAGGUACCAUAUAUAGCAACCAAAAUCUCCAGGCACUUCUGCCACAAAGUAACUUUGGUAUUGAGACUUACUUUGUAAGAGAACUGAAUGCCAGACCUUCUACCUCUGGAAAUUCAGCUACAGGCCAACAAAUAAUCAACUGUAAGCACUUCAAAAGAAGAGGGAGUCUGCAAACAUAUACUUUUGAGGAACAACCUGCACUUCCUGUGUUUUUGCCUACUUCAUCUGGAUUACCACCAGGCUGGGAAGAAAAACAAGAUGAUAAAGGAAGAUCAUAUUACAUAGAUCACAAUUCCAGAACUACAACAUGGAUGAAGCCUAUUACACAGGCAACAAUGGAGAACAUUCAGUUACCAUCACCCCAAACAGCUUCUACACCUACUCAACAACACAUAACUACAAGUGACUCAUCACAACUCUCCUUGAAUCAACAAUCUGAACUUGAGCGGAAAUUUCUUCCUAAAGGUUGGGAAGUCCGACAUGCACCAAAUGGGAGACCUUUCUUCAUUGACCACAAUACCAAAACUACCACCUGGGAAGACCCAAGAUUGAAAAUUCCAGCUCAUCUGAGAAGAAAGACAUCUCUUGAUUCUGCUGAUCUAGGACCUUUACCUCCAGGAUGGGAAGAGAGAAUUCACACAGAUGGAAGAGUGUUCUACAUAAAUCACAAUAUAAAAAGAACACAAUGGGAAGAUCCUCGGUUGCAGAAUGUAGCAAUAACUAGACCAGCUGUGCCCUAUUCCAGAGAUUACAAACGAAAGUAUGAAUUCUUCAGAAAGAAGAUGAAGAAGCAGAAUGACAUUCCAAAUCGAUUUGAAAUGAAACUUCGGCGUGAUACAGUUCUUGAAGAUUCUUACAGAAGAAUCAUAGCUGUGAAGAGAGCAGACUUCCUCAAAGCUAGGCUAUGGAUUGAGUUUGAUGGUGAAAAAGGAUUAGAUUAUGGAGGAGUGGCCAGAGAAUGGUUCUUCCUAAUAUCGAAAGAAAUGUUUAACCCUUAUUAUGGGUUGUUUGAAUAUUCUGCUGCGGACAACUAUACCUUACAGAUAAAUCCAAAUUCUGGAUUGUGUAAUGAAGAUCAUCUCUCCUACUUCAAGUUUAUAGGCCGUGUAGCUGGAAUGGCAGUUUUUCAUGGCAAACUUUUAGAUGGUUUUUUCAUUCGUCCAUUUUACAAAAUGAUGUUGCAUAAGCCAAUAACACUUAAUGAUAUGGAGUCUGUGGACAAUGAAUAUUAUAAUUCACUAAGAUGGAUUCUUGAGAAUGAUCCAGCAGAACUAGACCUGCGGUUUACAGUUGAUGAAGAACUCUUUGGACAGACCCAUCAACAUGAAUUAAAAAAUGGUGGAUCUGAAAUAGUUGUCACCAAUAAAAACAAAAAAGAAUAUAUUCAUCUUGUCAUACAGUGGCGAUUUGUAAACCGAAUCCAGAAGCAAAUGUCUGCUUUUAAAGAGGGUUUUUUUGAACUUAUACCACAAGAUCUCAUCAAGAUUUUUGAUGAAAAUGAACUAGAGUUACUCAUGUGUGGACUGGGAGAUGUGGAUGUGAAUGACUGGAGAGAACACACAAAAUACAAAAAUGGCUACAGCGUCAAUCAUCAGGUCAUCCAGUGGUUCUGGAAGGCUGUUUUAAUGAUGGAUUCAGAGAAAAGAAUAAGAUUGCUUCAGUUUGUCACUGGCACAUCACGUGUACCCAUGAACGGAUUUGCUGAACUAUAUGGUUCAAAUGGACCACAGUUUUUUACAGUGGAACAAUGGGGUACCCCUGAAAAACUACCAAGAGCACAUACCUGCUUUAACCGUUUGGAUUUGCCUCCAUAUGAAUCAUUUGAAGACUUGUGGGAUAAACUUCAAAUAGCAAUUGAAAACACUCAGGGUUUUGAUGGGGUUGAUUAGAAUAUAGAUAACAAUAUACUAUAUUUUUUAUUGCUGCAAUUCUACAAAUGAAAAUCUUGACUUAAAAUUCUCCAGGGAACUACUUCAGACUUGGCUAUUGACUUCGUAAAUAUCGAAUAAAUCAUAUAAAACCAUAAGAAGAUAUAAAUACUGAAACAAUUUUACAGGGAAAAUUAUUUCACUUUUAAAGUAAUAUCACACAGUAUUCUUGUAUGAGUAUCUUUAUUCAUAUCUUAAAACAAAGUAUGUCUUUUGAGUUGUGAUUACAGGAUUUAAAUCCUCUGUGCCUAAAUAGUUUUUCUCCCUCAACAAUUACCUCUUUUACAGUAUUCUUCAGGCAGUUCUUAGACUACUGAAAUUGUAACUGUGAAAACAUUUGUGUAAAGAGUGUCAAGUGUAAAGAAUUGAUGCAUUCUAAGAAGGAAAACAGAAAAAAUUGUUGAAAACUUAAAUAUUAAGUUUUUUGCAAUAUAUUCAGUGCUGCUUUCAGCUAUUUAUUAUUAUUAAAAGGCCUUGCCUAUAGCACCUUACUACUCAACAUAUUUGUAAAACUUUAGAAAGUAUUACCUAUAUUUUGUAGUUACCUAGCAGAGUUGCAAACUUUUUACUUAUUCAUCUUAAAAGCUCUUUCAGACAUCUGUUUUUAACUUUUGGUAAUAUAUAGUUUAUUAAAUACAGUAUUUUUACAAGUUAGCAUGUGAAGUUAAUAUUCACAACUGCAUUGAAUAAAACAUAUUAAUUUUUGUGCUAUGGUUCAUCUGAAUAGUUAAAACAAGAUUUUUUAAUUUUAUAAUUGCCAAUUAUAAAGAAAAACUGAAAACCCACUUUUUCAAAUAUCCAAGGAAAGAUUAACAAUGUGUUAAUGUGUUCCCAUGUGUUCUCUGGAAAACUAAGUGAAAUUUGUUUCACUGUUCACUCUUUCACUAUUCACUCUUUAGUCUUCCACAGUGACAUAGUAUUACGUGUUUACAGAGUUUCUUAUGUUUACAGAUUAAGCUAGUUUCUCUCAUUGCAUUUUUAUAUUUCUUGUUUCUUUGCUGUAGUGUACAAACCAAAUAUUUGUUAAAAGACUAUAUAACCAAAGUCAUAGCAAGAAUGUAUAAUUUGUUUUAGAUAUGUUAUUUACCAAAUUUCUUAUGCUUUUUAAAAACCUAUGAAAAUAUGCUAUUUUAUUAUAAACAAAACACUUUUGUAAGUAGUAUCUUAUUUUAAUGAACCUGGAGAGACAUUAUGAACUUAUUCAUUUAAUUAUCCAAAAUAUUUUUUGCCAUCUUUUGUGUGCGAGGAACUUGGUGCUGUGGGGUCGCAGAGAAUAUUUGCGUUCUCUGUGGAAGUAGAGUUUUGCCUGUGUCUGUACCUUAUGUCAAAGCUAUAUUUGAGUCAACUUAAGCAUACCAAAUAUAUUUUUCAAAAUGUUAUGAUAUUUUUGAGGGAUGCUAUAAACUUAGGUCUGCUUUGAAAAGUACUUGUUCCUGUUGGCUUAAGGGGACUGAUAGGAUGGUAAAAAUGUAAUAUCCUACUCAGUUCAUGAAAGAGAUGUUCAAAACUUAGAGAGUUGCAAACAUACUAUAAAAACAACACCAAUUAUUUUGAGAGUACCCUGUUCUCUCAGUCGGUGGUCAGUAGUCAUUCACAGAGCAGUGAAGCUGCUUCCUCUGCACCAGCCAACACUAUCAUUUUAUAGCCAGCUUCUCUUCCCCCGUCCCCCAUUCAGGUCAGGAAUCAAGGGCUAGCACUCUUUACCAAACCAUACACACUUAUACACUAAGUACUAGAACACCAAAAGGAAAAUAUUUCAUUAAACAAACUGGUUGCCAAUUGAAUAGGAUGUUGUGAACAAAUAUAGUAUAUAAUUUAUCAAUUCAUUUCAUACACAUCAACAAAGCAGUGUUAGCAUGGGCUAUAGCUUCAUUAUAAAGACCUGAAUGUCAUUAUUAUUUUCAUUAAAAUUAUAUUCUACCUACAUUUGAGGUCAUAGUUUAAAUGUAAAUUUGGUAAAAUUAUGGCUGUCAAAAACUGAUAAUGAAAAAAAAGUUUAUUUAUCCAACUGAUUUUUAUUUAAAAAUUUGUUAGAAUAUGGUGUUAAUGAGGUUGCAGUAGCACAUUUACAAUACUUACAAGGCAAUUAACUCCCUGCAGACAACUCUGUUCCACAGUCACAAGUUGUAUGUUUAAUCCUGGGUAACCAUCUUAAAGGUGCAUAUUAUUUGAUCAGUAAGGAUUGUAGAUUGUUUGUAGGUCAUCACCUCUAAAAGGAAAAUUGGAGGAUGUAUAUCCUUCUGACGUUGGCUGAGUAGGAUCAUCCUUACACAUUUUUUUCAAGAAUUUAAAGCACAUAAUGUUAUCCCCUAUUUUCCUGUAUUUUCCUAUGUUUUCUCUGUAAUGUUUUCCAAAUCUUUAAUACAUAAUUAUACUACAAAUGUAAGCGUUCCUUGUAUUUUGGGCUGCCAUCAUAAUGACAGUUCAUGUGAAUAUUAUCCAAAUAAGCACAGUAACUGCCACUUUUAUUUUGCAUGGUAUUCAACAUGGAACUUUUUUUAACUUCGGAGAUGGCAAAGCUCUAGCAAUUGGUAUAGCAGGACUAUUAACAAUUUUUUCAAACCCAAUGUGAGAAAUAAAGAUUUAUUCUAAUAAA
Trichosurus vulpecula (common brushtail) is the source of this 6595-nucleotide messenger RNA. It is a transcript of the gene NEDD4, whose product is annotated as NEDD4 E3 ubiquitin protein ligase. The record is from RefSeq and is a predicted model, not a curated record. Bases 1 to 3960 code for a protein of 1319 amino acids. NCBI's taxonomy places the organism in Eukaryota, Metazoa, Chordata, Mammalia, Diprotodontia, Phalangeridae. Gene Ontology annotation, molecular function: sodium channel inhibitor activity; protein binding; ubiquitin protein ligase activity. Gene Ontology annotation, biological process: neuromuscular junction development; regulation of dendrite morphogenesis; receptor catabolic process. The transcript is spliced from 25 exons.